Brassica napus (rape) is the source of this 606-nucleotide messenger RNA. RefSeq lists its product as uncharacterized. The transcript has 2 exons. NCBI's taxonomy places the organism in Eukaryota, Viridiplantae, Streptophyta, Magnoliopsida, Brassicales, Brassicaceae. The record is from RefSeq and is a predicted model, not a curated record. The coding region runs from base 141 to 389 and encodes 82 amino acids.
UUGUGAUAUAAACUUAUAAAUGUGCUAUUUUGGAGAUUUGCCCGAAAAACAACUUAAGGGUAUAUAUAUUAACCAAACACCCGAAGAUUUAACAUAGAUCCAACAAAAUACUCGAACAACAAAACAAAAGUUAAAAAGACAUGAAGCAACAACGUGACUUGGUCGUCGUCUUCUUUGUCCUUUUCAGCUUUCUCCUGUUUGUGAAUCUGAGUGAAGGAAGAUCGGGAGGAAGUGCAGAAGAAUAUUGGAAGAAGAUGAUGAAGGAUGAGCCAUUACCUGAACCAAUCAAAUAUCUUCUCAACAAUCCAUUUAGGACAGGACAAGAGAGGUUCGUCAAAGAUUUCGACACCAAGUCUAUCGUCAUCAUCUACCACAAUCCUAAUGUAUAACCAAUUAAAAUCAUAUAAUAUGGCUCUGCAUUUAUGUAUGCAUCAGUUUACACAUGCACCGUAUAAGUGUGUAUUAAUUAAGCAAAUAACACAUGCCUGAGUUGUUGUAGACUUAUACAGUUAUACUUACUAUAUUUUCAUAGUGAAGAAAUGUUGACCCUAUGCUUCACACGUUGUUUGUUUGAUAUAUCAAAAACCAAUCUACUGUGUGUGUUUU